This is a messenger RNA of Rotaria sordida, 387 nucleotides long. Lineage: Eukaryota; Metazoa; Rotifera; Eurotatoria; Philodinida; Philodinidae. The record is from the annotation of a GenBank genome assembly.
AUGUGGCUUUCUCAAUAUCUCAAUAACAAGGAAACUAUUGACGCUCGGCUCGACGGUAGUGAAAGCGAACGAAUUUUUGUGUUCACUUGUCCACCAUCAACAGCUCGACAGAUCCUUCGAAAAGGAUUUAGUGAUCAACUGAAAAGUAUUCAUGGUCGACAAUAUGGCUAUGGAUUUUAUUUUCCAUCUUUCUGUGGGUUUGAUUCAACGCAAGAUCGUGAAUACGCAAUGCUUGUGUGCCGUGUUCUGGUCGGUCGAAGUUGUCUUGGUCAUUGGACAAUGGAAACAUGCCCUUCGGGUUACGACUCAACAACAAACGAAUCAGGCACUUAUGUCGUCUAUUCAAAUCGGCAUAUCUUGCCGAAAUAUCUAAUCAUCUUUACAUAA